AUGGAAACAGAAAGUGCAAUAUCUAGAGCUAUCGAUAUCCUUCGAAAAACUCCUGAAUCAAGAUCACAAGACGAUAUAAACGAACUCAUGGAAGCUACCAAAUCAAUCAAGCUUUUCAGUUCAUUAGACAACGAAGAUGGAGAAUCGAUUCAUCGAGGCUGUUGCAAAGUUCUUGUUUACGCGGAAUACGAAAGAGGUGAUUAUAUUUUCCAUAUUGGCGAAACUGGGGAUACUUUUUGUAUCGUCAUUCGUGGAAAAGUGAGGAUCUUGGUACCGCCUACUAAAAAGUUUCCAAGAUCGGCUAUAACCAGCUCUCUGCCUAUUUUUAAAUCAGACAACCUGCAAUGUGUAGACACUAUGGGCCCUGGAUCAUCAUUUGGGGAAUUGUCGUUACUAAGAGGAAUGCCACGAUCAGCAAGUAUUCAAUGUGCAGAACCUACCAUAGUCGCGAUUCUUAAAAAAUCAGAUUACACAGCUCUGAUUGGAACGAUUCAUGAAAAAAGGUUCAAUGCAAAGCUAAAUUUUUUACAAUCAUUACCGGAAUUCAAAAAAUGGGCUAAAAAUGCUCUAUCAAAGCUGAGUUAUUAUUUUAAAUAUGAAAGUUUUUACAGAGGGCAGGCGGUAUAUAAAGAAGGAGAUACAGUUGACAAAGUUUAUGUAAUAAAAUCAGGAGAGUUUAAAUUUACACAAAAACACACAAUUUCAUACGAAAAAGAACAAAAAGCUGGGGAGUAUAUAAAUCCAAGGCUGGAGAUGGCACUUAACCUAUUAAAGCAUUCCCCAAAUAAAGUAAGAAAAAAUAAAGACCUCCAAAUACUUGUUAAGCAGCAAGGCGAAUUUUUUGGCUUAGAAGAUGUCAUUAAUGAGCGCCCUAAACGGCCUGUUACUUGUAUGUGCAACUCACUUCUUGGAGAAGUAUAUGUGAUCUCUGAUAAAGAAUUAAAAAAAAGGAUCCCAAACCCAGAAACCUGAGGGUUUUUGGGUACUCAGCAAGAUGCUCAUGAGGAAUGGCUUUCUAAAAGAAUUGAAUGUUUAAAAGAAAUAGAAAAAAAUAAACUUCAACGGCAAUUUACUACAAUAAGUGCCAGAAAAAUAUUAGACAAUGCUGGAAAUAUACGAAAAGACCCUUAUUCAUAUAGAGAAAUGGAAAGCAGAUGUGCAUCUAGACUUGAAACGCCAGAAAGUCGAUGCCAAUCAAGACUUGAGACAUUAGAAAGUAGAUAUGGAACUAGAUUAAAUACCGAAGAAAAUAAAAGUGCAAGGUAUGAGAGCAAAAAUAGGUUAUAUACACAAGAAUCAAGCACUCGAGCUCAUAAUGCAAGCUUUAUUGAUAAUAAUGAGUCAUUUACAAAGCUGUUUCCAAAUGAGAGUAAUGCAAAAAUAAGACCAUCUACAUCUUCAAGAUAUUCUCAGUCAACAUCUCCAUCAAAAACAAGGCUUUGCUUAACCCCGGAAUUAAGUGGGAAAAUUUUAAAGUCUCAGGCUGGUAGGCUAGGAAGGAAAAACUUUUUGUAA
This is a messenger RNA of Blepharisma stoltei, 1515 nucleotides long. The record is from the annotation of a GenBank genome assembly. NCBI's taxonomy places the organism in Eukaryota, Ciliophora, Heterotrichea, Heterotrichida, Blepharismidae.